AUGGUAGAACUACGCAAGAGACCCGCCGCACCUCCACCGCCUCCGCCAGCCAAGAAGCGGGCACCAGCUAAACCAAAGGCAAAGAAGGACGAUGCGCCCAAAGCUGCGGAGCCCGAGCCAGCAGAAGCAGCUCCCGCGCCAGAGCCAAUAGCUGAGGCAGCGAAAGGCGGAGCGCCCAAAGUCGGUGACAGCAUCACCCUCGAUGGCUUCGGUGGAGAGAUCGAAACCAACGAUGGAGAUAAGACAACAUUGGCCAAGCUCGUCAGCGACAGCCAGGCCGGUGUGGUGCUUUUCACCUAUCCCAAGGCCAGCACGCCAGGAUGCACGACCCAAGCAUGUCUCUUCCGCGACUCGUAUGAGCCUCUCACAGCGACAGGUCUCAGCAUCUACGGCCUCAGCACAGAUAGCCCCAAGGCCAACACUACAUUCAAGACGAAGCAGAAGUUGCCAUAUCCACUGCUAUGCGAUCCGAACGCGACACUGAUCGCCGCGAUUGGCUUGAAGAAGGCGCCAAAGGGUACAACAAGAGGUGUCUUUGUCGUUGACAAGAGCGGCAAGGUCCUCGCCGCUGAGCCAGGAGGUCCAGCGCCUACUGUAGAAGUUGUGAAGAAGCUCGUAGCUGCUGCAGGUGGUGAUGCUGGUGCCGAUGGCAUUAAGAAGGCCGAGGACAAGGUCAGCGCCGACACGGCUGGUGAGGUUGCCGACACUGCGGAGAAACUCGAUGGCAAGGCUUAG
This is a messenger RNA of Fulvia fulva, 735 nucleotides long. RefSeq names its product Peroxiredoxin DOT5. Gene Ontology annotation, cellular component: cytoplasm. Gene Ontology annotation, molecular function: thioredoxin peroxidase activity. The record is from RefSeq and is a predicted model, not a curated record. Gene Ontology annotation, biological process: cellular response to oxidative stress; cell redox homeostasis. The coding region runs from base 1 to 735 and encodes 244 amino acids. Lineage: Eukaryota; Fungi; Ascomycota; Dothideomycetes; Mycosphaerellales; Mycosphaerellaceae. The transcript has 2 exons.